GGUGCUGCCUGUUGCUGAGUGGAAGACAGCAGAAAACCGUGGAUUCAAACCUCUGUUGGGCUUUUGUUUUGCUUUUGUUUCCUUUCAUUUUGUCUUAAGAAGAUGAACAAUGAAACCACAACCCUGAUAUCCUUGAAGAAGGCGAUGAAAAGAAAAGAAAAAAGAUUAGACCACAAACUCCAAGCUUUAAAAGCACAGUUUAAACAACUAGACUUCACCAAGGAUAACCUGACACAAAAAUUUGAACAUCAUAGCAAGAUGAUGGCAAGCCAGGCAGCCCAAGAUGAGCUCUGGACAGCAGUUCUGGCACUCAAGUUCACUUCAAUGGAAUUGAAUAUUGUAUAUAGCUACGUCAUUGAAGUUCUUAUCUGCUUGCACACUCAUGUACUUGAGAAGCUACCAGACCUGGUGAGUGGUCUUCCCACCUUAGCCUCUGUCCUUCGACGAAAAGUCAAGAACAGGUGCAUCAGAGUUGUGUGGGAGUCAGUCCUGGAGGAGUAUGGGCUGCAAGAAAGUGAUAUCACAGCACUUUGUACCUUCUUUAUUGCACAUGGUAACAAGGCAGAACACUACAGUGCCAAAGUGAGACAGAUGUACAUUAGGGAUGUCACUUUCAUGAUCACCAACAUGGUAAAGAACCAGGCUUUGCAGGACAGUUUGCUGAGAGCUGUUCAGCUCAUUGAGAAGGGGAAAGCAGUGAAAGCCUCUGAAGAGCAAAGGUCAUCCCUGAAAGAGUUGAUACCAACAGUCAAAAACUAACCUGUUAUCUUAUGACCAAGCUAUUCUACCAUAUUUUUUGGACCAUAAGACACACCUAGGUUUUAGAGGAGGAAAAUAGGAAAAAAAAUUGAGGCAAAAAAUGUGGUAAAAUAUUUAAUAAGUAAGAUAAUAUUUCACCAAUGUAACUAUAAAGCCACAUUCGGAGUCUAAGACGCACCCCCAUUCUCCUCCCAAAUUUUAGGAAAUGGUGUGUCUUAUAGUCUGAAAAAUACAGUACUUCCAGUAAUUUAUCUUGCAAAUAGGGAAAAAUAUGUACAUACAAUUUUGUUAUGGACUUAUUUUUAUAGCAAAAGUUGGGGAACUAUUAGAUAAAUUAUGAUAAAUUGAUAAAUGGAUACUUUCUGUGUAACUAUAUUAAAAAUGAAGAAUCUCUGUGUUUUAAUUGCAUAAUGGAUGAUGUGGAGUUAUCACAAAGAUAUGCUGUUUUAAAAUAUUUAUUUUCAAUAUAUAUUGUUAAAUGUAAAGAGGGACAAACACAAAUAUGUAUAUACACAUAUAUAAGCUAAUAUAUCCAUAAACUUCAUAAACUUCUUCUGGAGAAUACAUAAGAACGUGAUAACAUUGGUUGUCUUAGGGAAGAAAACUAAGAAGCUAAGGGGUCAAAGGUAGGAGGAAGUCUUCUUACUGUUAGUCCGUGCAUACAUUUUGAAUUUUUGAACAAUGUCAAUGUAUUAUCUAGUAAAAGACAAAACAAUAAAAAUUACCUAAUAUA
Messenger RNA from Phyllostomus hastatus (greater spear-nosed bat), 1492 nucleotides. RefSeq names its product single-pass membrane protein with coiled-coil domains 1 (gene SMCO1). The record is from RefSeq and is a predicted model, not a curated record. Lineage: Eukaryota; Metazoa; Chordata; Mammalia; Chiroptera; Phyllostomidae. Bases 103 to 759 code for a protein of 218 amino acids. The transcript is spliced from 4 exons.